CUUCUGCAUCCGCACAGUGCAACCUGCGUGUAGUGCCGUAAAGUAAUCCCUACCGGCAAUCCUUUGUUUGAGAAAGUAACUGUAUUCAGAAUACACCAAUUUAAACUGUAACUAAAACGGAAUACAAUUACUCUUAUUUUGUAUUUUAAAUACGUAACGCCGUUACAUGUAAUCCGUUACUUCCCAACCCUGCCGACACCACAUGAAUGCAGCAUAAAGCAUUCAAUUAUUUUACUUUCAUUUCAGGUAAAGGAACAUGGCCUCCGCUGGUUUUCUGCUCUUAACGCUCGCUGUCCUCAACAGUGCAGGGAGUUCACAGGGUUAUGGCUUUGUGAAAAUUCACUGCAAGACUCAAAACAUCGGACAGUAUGAGCAGGAGUCACGACUUGACUGUGUAAUCCACUACUCGGGAGAAGUAAAAGAUCCUGAAAUCUUGGUGGUAAUUUGGAGUAGAGAGGGGUUUGAAGAACCCAUACUUAAAUACGAAAAUGGAAAACUAACAUCGUUGCCUGGAUAUUCAUUUGCUGAACCGUCCUGGAACAACAAGAACGUGAACGUAUCCCUGCUCAUUCACAAAACUGCUGUUAAGGACGAGGGAGAUUAUACAUGUUAUGUGUGCACAGACGGUGGUUUUAACACCAACCAAACCAGACUGAACGUCACAGCCAAAUACGGAGUGCCAACUAUUCAGCCUCAACCUCAGGACAUUGAUCUCAGCACCGACGGUUCCCUGACAUGCAAGUCCACCGGCUACCCAAAAGGCCGACUCAGCUGGUUUGAUAAAGACAACAAGCCUUGGUUAGACCAACCCGAGGUGGAGGUGCUGAAGACAGAGAAUGGUCUGUUUAUCCUCUCAAGCACGCUGAAAAUACAGGGAGGAUCCGCCUUCUCCAAAUACACCUGCAAAGUGUUCAACGCCAGAGGAGACGAAGAGGCGGAGGAAUCUUUCAUCAGUGGAGGAAGUUCACAGAGUCAUGCUCAGUCCUCUGUGGAAAUUCACUGCAAGACUCAAAAUGUUGGACAGUAUGACCAGCAGUCACGACUUGACUGUGUAAUCCACCAUGCUGAAGACCUAGAAGAUCCUGAAAUCGUGGCGAUAACUUGGAUGAAAGAGGGGGUUGAGGAACCGUACUUAAAUACAACCAUGGAGAACUUACAUCGUUGCCUGGAUAUUCAUUUGCUGAACCGUCCUGGAACAACAAGAACGUGAACGUAUCCCUGCUCAUUCACAAAACUGCUGUUAAGGACGAGGGAGUUUAUACAUGUUUUGUGUUCACAGACAGUGGUUUUAAUAAGAACCAAACCAGACUGAACGUCACAGGGCUGGGACAAGACACCAAAGACUCAAACAUGAUUUUGGCCACCAUGAUAGUGGCUUCUGUGUUGGUCGUCGGGUCUCUGAUCGUGGGGUCUCUAGUGUUGCUACUUUACAAAAGACGAUCUUGGCGAUGGAUGUUCAAGAAAGUCUGACUACAGGAGAAACCAAGACCACUCUUACUGACGACCACUGAAAUCAACACUUCUUGUUUGCUUGAGCCCGCAUCAGCAUUUUAACUUUUCCUAAUGCAAACAUCCAUGUACAUAACCAGGUAAAGCUGUGAUUUAACAGAAACUGUAAGCGCUUUGUUCACCCUUAAUCUACCUGUCUACUUAAUCUCUAGGAGUAAAAGGGGUCCAGGUCAGGCUCUGUUGUCUUAAAGUAACCACAUUGGGAACCGUUCCGACACCACGGAGUCUCUGAUGUUGAUUUAUGGAGGACAAAAGUGUAUAAUGUGAUGAUUUAGCCCACGCAAUAACUGUAGCUUUUGGCAGCUUAUCAGCCUCCUUCUUACUCCCUCUUCACAUUCCAUGUCUUUAGUGAAGGGUUAGAAUCAUGAAAUACUUUUAAUUCGUGUGUGUGUGUGUGUGUGUGUGUGUGUGUAUUUUAAGGAAAUGCAACUAUUUCCUGCCAACGUUUCUUUUAUUCAUAUAUGUUGUGCUAGGAGGGGUUAGAGGCAUAAAAACAGGCGUGCUUGCUGUUGCCAUGGUGCUUUCAGACACUCUCUGCCAGUCUGCGCGGGCGCAAUCAGGAGAACAAAAAAGUUUGGGAAUUUCAUUCACUGUGUGAGAGUAUGUAGUCAUAAGACAAACAUUUCAGGAAUGCCAGACAUCCAUCAAACUGGUCGGAGGCAACAGAGCAGGCUGUGAUAGGCCCUUUUUUUGAGGUUUGGUUUAUUUAACUUUUUUCACAACCGAGUUCUCAGAGAAACCGCCUCGCAUGCCUUUAAAAUCUUGAAUUCUGAUCGAGCCUGCGUGUCAAGCUCGAGCCUGUCAGACCAAAUAUUCUCUACUGUACUGAAGACAAGCCAAAAGUGGAAAACAAAACUCCUAAUCAAUCAUAAAUGUGAAUGAUUAACUGUUCUGUAACACACAGUUAAUCAUUGACCUGGUUGGAGAAAAAGCAGUUUAUGAAGUUUAUGAGUUUAUGAAAUCAACGACAAACGUCCUUACACUACUGUCAGUCAUUCAGAUUCUGUGUGUCGUGAAAAUUAGGUUUAUAUACAUGUAUGUGUUUGUAAAAUGAACUGUAUACUCUUUUAAUUAUUUUUUUAUCGUGUUUUUUAGCACUAGCACCUUGUACAAACUGUGAAUUGUGAUUGUAUGGUAAUAAAACAAAGUCUAAAUAAAAAAAACAUAAAACAA
Molecule: messenger RNA, 2682 nt
Organism: Labrus bergylta (ballan wrasse)
Lineage: Eukaryota; Metazoa; Chordata; Actinopteri; Labriformes; Labridae
Product: titin
Biological process (GO): negative regulation of T cell proliferation; T cell costimulation; positive regulation of T cell proliferation
Cellular component (GO): external side of plasma membrane
Source: RefSeq, a predicted model, not a curated record